Molecule: messenger RNA, 1267 nt
Organism: Syngnathoides biaculeatus (alligator pipefish)
Lineage: Eukaryota; Metazoa; Chordata; Actinopteri; Syngnathiformes; Syngnathidae
Gene: sult4a1
Product: sulfotransferase family 4A, member 1
Exons: 7
Coding region: 80-988 (302 amino acids)
Biological process (GO): sulfation
Cellular component (GO): cytoplasm
Molecular function (GO): sulfotransferase activity
Source: RefSeq, a predicted model, not a curated record
ACGACAUCGAACGCAGCAUCCUUUUGCGCCACUCGCCUUCAUCCGAAGCCGGAAUUUCGAGCUAAUUUCGCCCCCGACGAUGGCAGAGAGCGAAGUGGACACUCCGAGCACACCGAUUGAGUUUGAGAGCAAAUACUUUGAGUUUGAUGGGAUUCGGUUGCCGCCUUUCUGCAGAGGAAAGAUGGAGGAUAUUGCCAACUUCUGCCUCAGAGGGAGCGACAUAUGGAUUAUCACCUACCCAAAAUCAGGCACCAGUCUACUUCAAGAGGUUGUGUAUCUUGUGAGUCAAGGAGCAGACCCAGAUGAAAUUGGCCUUAUGAACAUUGAUGAACAGUUACCUGUUUUAGAGUACCCUCAACCGGGCUUGGACAUCAUCAAGGAGCUCACAUCCCCGCGUCUCAUCAAAAGUCACCUUCCUUACCGAUUCCUCCCGACCGGAAUGCACAACGGAGAGGCCAAGGUUACCAUGUUGAACAUGGUUUUCCUCCAGAUAAUUUACAUGGCUCGUAACCCUAAAGACCUGGUAGUGUCCUACUUCGAGUUCCACCGAUCUCUUAGGACCAUGAGCUACCGAGGAACCUUCCAAGAGUUCUGCCAACGCUUCAUGAAUGACAAGCUUGGAUAUGGUUCCUGGUUUGAUCACGUUUUAGAAUUCUGGGAACAUCGCAUGGACUCAAAUGUUCUCUUCUUGAAGUAUGAGGACAUGUACAAGGAUCUCGGGGCGUUGGUGGAGCAGUUGGCCUGGUUCCUGGGGGUAUCCUGCGACAAGGUCCAGCACGAGGCGAUGGUGGAGAGCUGCAACCAGCUCAUCGAGCAGUGCUGUAGCUCAGAGGCGCUGUCCAUUUGCAGGGGUCGCGUCGGCCUGUGGAAGGACAUCUUCACCGUGUCAAUGAAUGAAAAAUUUGAUGCCGUGUACAGAGAGAAGAUGGGAAAUUCCCACCUGAACUUUGAUUUCUGCCUCGGAGAACGGCCCGUUCCCACCCUGUAGUCCGCACGAGUCCAACGAACAACUACCGCACCACUUCCCGCUCGACCCAACAGAAUGUCUGUCCAUUCCGUGAAUACUUUGGUGUGCGUAACAUGUAAUGACAUGUAUGUGUCAUCCAGUAAACACGACUACAGUGCAUUUCUUAUCACGUCAAUCGAAAAGAAAAUGAUACAAAAAAAUUAAUACAUACAGUAUUUUGACAUUUCAUAUAAACACAUGUAUAAAUUGUUUAAUUGUAUAAAUUAUGUAUAUAAAUCUACAAUAUUUCAGAAUGUGCAG